This is a messenger RNA of Aspergillus chevalieri, 1215 nucleotides long. Its product is annotated as carnosine N-methyltransferase family protein. Lineage: Eukaryota; Fungi; Ascomycota; Eurotiomycetes; Eurotiales; Aspergillaceae. The coding region runs from base 1 to 1215 and encodes 404 amino acids. The transcript is spliced from 2 exons. The record is from RefSeq and is a predicted model, not a curated record. Gene Ontology annotation, molecular function: S-adenosylmethionine-dependent methyltransferase activity.
AUGGCAGAGCCAGAGGAGACCUGGGAGGGCAGCUUCGAUCCUCUAGCUGAUCCCGAGGAGCGCCGGGUGCUUUUUGCGACGCUGGAUUCGUUCAGACAAUAUCGCAGAAACGCCCACCAGAAUACCACCCACCGUCGCCGACAGGCCUUCUACGCCCUUCCUUCCGCCCACUGGCAGAUGCUCGCGGACCCCCCCUUCUCCAUACUCGACCACUUUUCACGCGUCGACGACGCUAUUGACACGAAUGCGGAUAUUGCGGAUGCGAUUCUAAGUGUUGGACUGGCUUCGUUUGGUCUUCCCGCGUCUCCUUCCGUUGACGAUCCUCGGACGAAUUGGCACGGUAAGGCGAAUUCCUCGGAUGUGAAUAAGGCGCAUUCUACGAUUAGGCAGUUUUAUCGGGACUGGAGCGCGGAAGGGAAGCGGGAGCGGGAUGUGUGUUACGGACCGGUCCUCAGGGCGUUGCGCGAGGAAUUUGGGGAUAAACAACAGCGAAACCAGGAUGAUGAGGUUAAGGUGCUGGUCCCCGGGGCAGGCCUGGGUCGACUUGUCUUUGACCUCUGUCAGGAAGGGUAUACUGCAGAGGGCAACGAGAUCUCCUACCACCAACUCAUCGCCAGCAACUGGAUUCUGAACCACACGGCCGGACCCCAGCAACACACUCUCCACCCGUUCGCUUUACAUUUCUCCAACCUGCAGUCGCGUGAGCAGCAGCUUCGCCGGAUCCAAAUUCCUGAUGUGCAUCCGGGAAUUGCGAUGAUGGAGGUCGCAAACAACCCGGACCCGAACGUCCAGUUCGGUACCAUGAGCAUGUCUGCUGCCGACUUUGUGAUUCUCUACAAAGGCGAAUCAAAUCGAGAGUCAUUCGACGCUGUCGCGACGGUGUUCUUCAUUGACACGGCGCCAAAUCUUAUCCGCUACAUCGAGGCCAUUCGUAACUGUCUGAAGCCGAACGGUGUUUGGAUCAAUGUUGGUCCAUUACUUUGGCACUUCGGGGAAGGGAAGAACCAUAAUGAACAACAGCCGGAGGGCAUUGCGGAGCCUGGGAAUGUGGAAUUUACGGAAGAAGAAGUGUUUUGCUUGGUGGAGAAUAUGGGAUUUAAGUUGGAAAAGAGAACGGCCCCGGAGGAGAGGGAGAUGUGUGGGUAUAUCCAGGAUCCGGAGAGUAUGUUGCAGAACUUGUAUAGGCCAUCGUAUUGGGUUGCGCGGAAGAAGUAG